GAAUGUUCCCUCGAGCAAGUACAAGAAGGGAAAACAAAUUACCUUCAGCUUGCACAAGUGCUAGGAAAUAAUAACGAAACAAUGGUCGAAAAUCUUCAGGAAAAUAGAAUGGAUAUAGAACAGCAAUAAUUAGAGACGACUGGGAGCACUAGUGACGAUUCUGUUAAUGCCAUUGAAACAGAAUUUACAAAAAGAGGCGAAAAAAGAAAGAGAAAAAUAUUUAAGUACACCUGCUCACAACGUAAAACAAAACAAUUUAGAAAAAUCAAAGAAAAGCAUUCUCUUCGGGAACCUUGCAACAACUCUUGCAAAAAAAAUGCACCACCAAGAUUGGCCAAGACAUGAGAAAACAUUCACAAUUUUGGUGCAUGAAUAAAUACGACCAAAGAAGUUUUGUAAUAGGGUCAGUACAAAAAGUAGGUGUAAAAGGAAAAACUGUUGGGUCAGAUUCUAGAAGAAAAUUUACCAAUAAUUACUUUUUAACAGAUGAAAAUGGUCAGUCCUGGGGCGUAUGCAGAACUUUUCUUUUAACAACCCUAGAUUAUCAUCCAAAUAAUGACAAAAUACUGGAAAAUAUGCUUGAUGCAAAAGCUUCCGUAAUUUCUCCAAGAAAGGACAAAAGAUUUGGUCGAAUUCCCCCAAAUGUAAAAGAUCAUCAAAUAAUAAUAAAUCACAUUGAAUCUUUUAACCCGAAUAUCUCGCACUACAGGCGGGAACAUGCACCAUUUCGGCGUUACUUACCAAGUGAUCUUUCUGUAUGAAGAUUAUACGACGAUUUUUUGGAAAAAACACCAGAGUUCACUUGCUCAUACGAUUUAUAUCGUUCGAUAUUACGGAAGCGCAAUAUAUCAUUCGUCAAAUUAGGACAUGAAGAGUGCGAACAGUGCGAAACUUUUAGACUGCAUGAUCACUCUAAAGAAAACCUUCAACCUGACUAAAGUUUGCUCAAAUUGGAAAAUUCAUAAUGAAAAAUAUACACAGGCUCGAAAAUUUUAUGAAGCCGAUAAAAUAAAAUCACAAAACAGCAAAGAUCUGUUUGUAUCCGUAGAUUUACAAAAAGUAAUUAUGUUACCGAGGUGUGAAAUGUUUAAGUCACUAAUUUUUACGCAACGUCUUGUGGCUUACAAUGAAAGCUUUGUGCCACUAAAAUCCAUGGCUAAAGAGCAACCAACGGCUGUUAUUUGGCAUGAAGCUAUACGUGGUAGGAAAAAAGAAGAUAUUAUAAGUGUCUUUGCAAAGUACAUUCAAAGUCAGAGAGAUCGACUAAAGAUUACUUUUUGGGUCGACAAUUGCAGUGCGCAAAAUAAAAACUGGGCGUUUCUUAGCUUUCUGGUUUUUGUAGUUAACAGCUCACUUAUCGAAGCUUCCGAAAUUGAAGUAAAUUAUUUUGAACCAGAACAUACGUUCAUGUCGGCGGACUCAUUUCAUCACAGCGUAGAAAAAUCAUUAAAAACUAUGAAAAAAGUAUAUGAUUUUAAAGAUUACAAGUUAGCAAUUGAAAAUACUAAAGCUAAAACAAUAGAAAUGAGUACUGAAGAUUUUUCAUUAUGGAAAGACCACUCAAAAAAGUAAAAAGCAAAAGACUCAAACAAGGUUUACUUACAUGAUAUUGUACAAAUAUGUGCCUUUUUAAGUUACCAGACCGAUUUUGAAAAACCUGCCUUGCCGUUGGAUUUUAUAAAAAAAAAUAUACUUAAAUUAGGAAAAAUACCUAUCCCAGAUCCUGUUACGCAACCUAGAGGAAUUUCUGUAGAACGGCGAGAUGGUAUUAUCAAGUUAAUUCAAAGUAAUAGCAACCAUGGAAAUGGCAAUAAAAUAAUUCCUGUAAACAGAUUAGAAUUUUGGUCAAACAUUCCGGUGGUGAAUGAUGAAUCAGACAAUGAUGAAGAAAAUUGAAUCUAGUGUUAAAUGUAUUUUUUAA
This is a messenger RNA of Psylliodes chrysocephalus, 1921 nucleotides long. The record is from the annotation of a GenBank genome assembly. Lineage: Eukaryota; Metazoa; Arthropoda; Insecta; Coleoptera; Chrysomelidae.